GCCACAGCAGAGUCUGUUGUGCACGGGAGUCAAAUGCAGAAGGAGCAAGUGAACACGCACUCCACAGACAAGCAUAAGAAAAAGAAAUCAAAAGAAAAGCGACCGAACAUUUUCGAAAGCCGACUUUUUACCUGUAGUUUUUGUCUUUUUAAAUGAUCUACAUAAUAACAUAUUUAUAGUUUUCAUCUUUACAUUAGUUUGUCUAAACAGCGAUAUAUUUUUGCGACGAGAAUAAGACAACUCCACUUCUAACAACAGUCUUUGGCGUGCGAGCUACGUGAGCUGAGCAGAACAAAACAUAAAAACAAAUAUGUUACCUCUGCACUAAAUUUAAUCCACAUAAGGCAGUCGCGCUUAUUUUUCAUAUCUUUUUGUAAUUUUAUUUUCUGACUUGGCAUUUUCUGCUUGUUGACUCGAGGUGGGAGAGAUAUCGGAAAUACAACGACACCUGACCCUCCACAACGCGCGAAGACAAGACGCCCUAAUAGCAGCAUCGAGACAGGUAGCUGUAAGGUAAUUUCCCUGAGUUUUCCGUUGUUGAGUUCCGUUGUUAACACCGGCUUAGUAAUUCUUUGUUGCAGAAUUUAGUUUAUUAUCUGUUAACUUUUAAACUGCUCGUGUCCAUUCGUUUUUUACACCGUUUUCAAUUAUUUUUUUUUAAAGCAUCAAGAUCUUUUAAAUGAUCGUGUGAAUUCGUGUUGGUCAGCACACAUUGAAUGAGGCUGAUGUCCCGUAUUUAUCUCUGGUGCUGUUGUUGCCCCCAGGCUUCGUUAUAAUUAGUUUGAUCGAGUGAGGGAUUAGCUCCUCAGCGCACACGUCUCUAUGACUAACAUGGCUAUUUCCAGAACGGACUAUCUCGGGGAAUUGCGAUGCGGUUCUCUGCCCUGAGCGAGCAAGGGCCACGGGCGCAGUCGCUACCCCAAAUGCUCCCUUCUCCAGCGUGGCUCGCAGUUCUCGACAGGGCUCCAGCAUGAGCACGGAUCUAGAGCGCCUGUCGCUCAACUCGUCCUCUGCCAACUCCGUGGGCUCCGGCGGCCGAUCGCUGUCGGCCAACGUGAAGAAGCUGCACAACGCGCUCAACCUUCUGCUCAACGACUUCGAGCGGGAGCAGUUCAUCCACUGCCUUAAUGUCUACCACUCCAAGCGCAACGUGUACGACCUGGUUCAGACUCUCAAAGUCAUCCUCAACGCGCCCAGCAAACGCCAGCUACUCCCGAUGCUGCGCCUGGUUAUUCCGCGCUCGGACCAGCUACUGUUCGACCAGUACACCUCGGAGGGCCUCUAUUUAAAGUCGGAUCUUUUGGCGAGCAACGGCAAUCCAGAAAACCUCGGGGAAAUCACCAACGCAAACCUCACCCCAAUUGCUGGCGGUCACCACUCGGCACCGCCGGCGCAGUCCCAUCACGCACACGGGGGGCUGAGAGCGUCUCCGGAUAGUUUCAGCACCAGUAGCGAGGGAACAGCUCCUCUCGUGCCGCUACUGGGAAGAGGAUUCUUGCAGGAAGUUCCCGGGGAAAUCCGACAAGUGUCUCUGAAACGCAACAAGAGCCACGAGGGUUUGGGUUUCAGCAUUCGCGGCGGCUCGGAGCACGGAGUCGGGAUCUAUGUGUCGUUGGUGGAGCCCGGGUCCUUGGCGGAGAAGGAGGGUCUGAGGGUUGGAGAUCAGAUCCUGAAAGUCAACGAUAAAGUAUUCGACAGGGUGACACACGCAGAAGCAGUGAAGGUGCUGAAAGGCAGUAAGAAGCUGUCCCUGUCGGUGCGGUCCGUGGGGCGGAUCCCCGGGGGCUAUGUGACCAAUCACGUGUACACGUGGGUGGACCCGCAGGGGCGCAGCGUGUCCCCGCCUCCCGACCUGCCGGAGCACCGCAGCGCCACCCUGCGCCGGGCCGACGCCCAGAGGCGGAGCCACCUGCAGCUGCUGCAGGAGGGCGACGAGAAGAAGGUGAACCUGGUCCUGGACGAUGGCCGAUCUCUGGGGCUGAUGAUCAGAGGCGGGGCUGAGUACUCCCUGGGCAUCUACAUCACCGGGGUGGACCGGGGCUCUGCGGCAGAGUGCGGAGGGCUGAAGGUGGGGGACCAGAUCCUGGAGGUAAACGGGCGGAGCUUCCUGGGCAUCCCGCACGACGAGGCUGUGCGCGUGCUCAAGUCCUCGCGCCACCUGAUGAUGACGGUGAAGGACGUGGGCCGGCUGCCGCACGCGCGCACCGUCGUGGGGGAGACCAAGUGGAUCACCAGCUCCCAGAUCGCAGAGAGCUCGGCCAGCAGCAGCGUGGCGGGGCUGCCUUUGGACCAGGGGGCCUCGGCAUCGGGGAAGCCAGUGUUCUAUAAGGGCGUGGCCGGCUCGCAGGUGACCCUUUCCAGUCUGGUGACCCCGCCCCGGGCCCUGCUGGAGGAGCAGGCGCGCCACCUGCUGACGGAAGCGGAGCGGCAGACCAUGGGCUACUACCUGGAGGAGUACAGGGACGGCCAUAUUGGGGUGGAGUCUCUGGUCAUGGCGCUGUUCGAGCUGCUGAAUACCCACGCCAAGUUUUCCCUGCUGUCCGAGGUGCGGGCCCUGGUGGCCCCCCAGGAUCUGGAGCGCUUCGAUGGGCUGGCGCUGCGCCGCGAGAUCCAGGCUCUGAAGGCCCGGCAGGGGGGCGUGGCCGCCGCCCUGCCCCACAACCACGACUCCUUCUCCGUGGUCUCCUACCCCGACACCCUCACCUCCUCCGCCAGCUACCUGACCUCCACCACCCUCAGCUCCGCGCGGAAUGAGAGCACGUUGGAUGGAAGCUGUGAAGAUCCACAAGAGGCACUGGAUGGCCUGCCUGACAUCUCUUUGGAUGAAAUGAACUCCGUGGCAGGCAACCCUCCCCCCUUUAAGCCCCCACCCCCACCCGGGGUCCAGAGACGCCCCAGCCGGCGGGACCCCCCCAGACCAAAAAGGCCACCCUCUGCGUCAUCCCAGGGCGGGCUGCACUUCACCGCCCCCUCCGGCCCGCCUCCCACGACCUCCGACCCCCCCAAACGGGAGGCGGUGACCGCCCAGCUCUCCCUAGUGAACCAGCAUCCCAUUGGCCCGUUCCCCCGGGUGCAGUCCCCGAGCCGGGCCAAAGCAGCCCCGCCCCCUCCUCCCUCUGUCCCCGCCCCCAUCCCCGCGGCCCCGCCCCCAAGCCCUGAAAAGCUCCCGCCCCCUUCCUCCAGCACCAAUCAGCACUUUGUGAUGGUGGAGGUGCACAGGCCCAAUGCUGAACCUGACGUCAACGAAGUUCGACCACUGCCGCAAGCCAGAGGCGCCACUCUCUCCCAGCUGUCGGACAGCGGGCAGACCCUGAGCGAGGACAGCGGGGUGGACAUCACGGAGUCGGGCAGGCUGAGCAAGGACAACAGCCCCCGUCCCGCCCGGACACGCCCCUCGCGGGAGGGGCAGGGAGGGGAGGGCCUCUCCAAACCGCCGGGUUUGUUGGAGCCUACCUCCACCCUGGUGCGUGUGGCCAAGAGCGCCAGUACCCUGGGCAUCGCCAUCGAGGGCGGGGCCAACACCCGGCAGCCCCUCCCACGCAUCGUCACCAUACAGCGAGGUGGCUCCGCCCACAACUGCGGGCAGCUGAAGGUGGGUCAGGUGAUCCUGGAGGUGAACGGCGUGCCGCUGCGGGGGCGGGAGCACCGGGACGCCGCGCAGCUCAUCGCCGAGGCCUUCAAGACCAAAGAGCGCGACCACGUCGACUUCCUGGUCACCGAGUUCAACGUCGCCCUGUAGGGGGCGCCAGAGAGGCGCCGCGCUUGUGGAACCCAUGGGGAGGGGCGCUGGGGGGAGGAGGGCUGUUAAAGGCGGGGGAGAGGGGGCCCGUUGAGCACGGCCAGGGGGGUCAAAAUAUGUUCUGCAUGUUUUAGGCCAUACCCCCUUUUCUCUGCUCCUCUUCCUCUUCCUCCCCUUUUCCCCACCCUCAGCACCUUGCUAUAGGCCAGAGUUUGGGGCCCUGGGAGGAGAAAUACUUGUGAUUGGUAGUGAGCGCCAGAGGCUUUCCCAUAUUCGAGGGGGGGCGGCUGUUCACGACUGCCCUGUGAGAAUACCCUGCGAAACCCCCUGCGGUGUGGGGCAAACACAGCUGACCAAUGCCAGGCCCCCGAUCCAGGCGGGCGUCCAGCCAAUGAGAGAGCAGAGAGUGGGAGGAGGCAGAGACUCGUCACUGAGACGACGUGAAGGGGGUGGGUCCUCCCCUCCCUCUGCGGUUUAGACGCCCCCAACAGGAAACAGGAAGUGGACAGUCCCACAGGACCCUCCAAUGGCUUCCACGUCCCACGCCCGCUCUUCCAGCCGACGCCACGUAUCCGACGGUUACAGAGUUCCUUCCCGCCCCUGCCCCCCUCCCCCAGGGGUUCUACGGCGUCCCGUUUCUACACUUCCACCUCGCUGGGCGUGGGCGUGAGCAGGAUCUCACGGGGCUGGACUGUUGAACUCUCUCUCUCUCUCUCGAAUGUCGUACCACGGUGUGGGAGACUGUAUUUCCCCCCCCCCACUCCUGCUAAUGCCACUGUGUGUCUAAUCUCUGUGUCAAACCGUCACUGUGUGCACCUGGGGGGAUGUGGUUCUCACACGUACUCACAGCCGCACUGUAACUGUACCACCGCUCCACAGCCCUUUUCCCAAAUCCCUCUUUUUAUAUGUACACGGAGCUGCCGGUUUAUUUUCUAAUAAGUUCCUCCAUGUAUAAAUGAAUAAAUUUAAAUACGCAAAAAGGAAAAAGAAGAGAGUUGUACAAUGUGAGACUACACGAAGUGGUUUUUUAGGUGGGAACUUUCCAACAACGUUUAGAAAAAAACUGCCAUCGGCGAAACUUCUUGGCUUUUCCUUUGCAACAUUUUUUUUUUCCUCUAAAUGACACCAUUUCGAUUGGCUCGUCUCCUAUAGGUCAGCUGUGGUCUGUAUUCUUUUCAUCGGUCCAUUGCGUCCACCGCACUGUAAUUACACUCAACACUGGUGAUGGAAUGGUGGGGCAGGGGCUGGGGUUUGGAAAUGUGGGGUCACUUUUGAAGCUUGGUGUUCAUGUCGACGAGUCACGCGGACAUGGGGGGUCUGUGCAGAGAACACAAAGGGAACCCCAACACAUACACGGAGGUUAAACAGACACAAUAAAUAAACACAAAUAGAGAAACUGAGGCACUUUACCGUUAAUAUUUAGUCAUGGAGGACACAGCAAAUGUGGGAAGGGGAAAGGAAAAAAGAAAAGGACUGAAAAGGAUUGUGGAAUAGGAGAGAGGGAGGGGGAGAGGGGGAGGAAGACGGGAGAGGGGCAGGGGGAGAAACUUGCAAUUAGACAUCUCAGGUGUGGGGAAACUUCAGGUGUUUUUUUUUCCCGGAAUGAUCGCUAUAGUGACAGCGAUCUUCCUCACAGAGGAGACAGAAUCUCUGAAGUUCAUAAAGGAACGAACUGAAGGACGAUAACUCAGUGACUUGAAAAAAAAUGCUAUUUUGAACACGCAGUGACACGUUGUGUUUGUGGAUGAGAGUCGUAUGCAGAAUACUGCUGUAUUUUUCUAAAGGGACAGACAGACAGCUGUGUGGAAGGGUUCCAUUCACCUGUGCACGUGCUCCCAAGAUUUGAAAUAUAUAUUUAUAUUUUAUACUGAAUUACAAUUAUGAACUUGUAAUGUAUGGAGGAACAUGAAUACAAAAUGUGUAUACAUACAAUAUAUGAAGUUGUGAUCUAUAUAUAUAUAUAUAUAUAUAUAUAUAUAUAUAUACUGUAAAACUUUAUACUGUAACUGCUUAGAUGACAGUAAAGGCCAUUUCUGAGUCCUGCCUGCUUUUGGCUUUUUGGCUGUUAAUUUUUUUCUGUGUGUUUUAGUUUUAGUCUCUGAAUGGGAGAUGUUGUCAUGGUGACUGAGGAGGAAGGGGCACCUCCAGGAUAGGACCCCUGGUGUAAACGUUAUACUGUGCCACUGUUAGAACACACACUCUGCUGGUGUGAUACCGUGGCAACACAGAUCCUAUAUAUUCACCAGGUGAUUGGCUCUGUGUUUGAGUGUUGAAUGCUCUGUCCCCCUAUUACUGAAAGCAUUCCAUUAAUGCCAAGUCGAAUACUGUAACUAUGGAUGUUUUGUACUGUAAUAUCGCACAAGAAACUCCUCUUGUAAUUUGGCUAGAGGAGCUUUCCAUCAGAUGAGCCUAUAGAUUUUCUGCUAUUGCAAGCUGGUAGACUGACUUAAAAAAAAAAAAAAAAAGAUUUUUAAGCAGAUGCAGUUGUCAUGUACAACUUACAAUGCAGUCCAUACAAUGAUGUAUGGACCACCGGCAUAAUGUAAGAAUUGAUCACACAAGAGAAACAAUUAAACAGUUCCAUAAAUCAGU
Anguilla rostrata (American eel) is the source of this 6331-nucleotide messenger RNA. It is a transcript of the gene whrna, whose product is annotated as whirlin a. Lineage: Eukaryota; Metazoa; Chordata; Actinopteri; Anguilliformes; Anguillidae. The record is from RefSeq and is a predicted model, not a curated record. Gene Ontology annotation, molecular function: protein binding. The coding region runs from base 971 to 3739 and encodes 922 amino acids. Gene Ontology annotation, biological process: sensory perception of sound; auditory receptor cell stereocilium organization. Gene Ontology annotation, cellular component: photoreceptor inner segment; stereocilium tip; stereocilia ankle link complex. The transcript has 12 exons.